Bacidia gigantensis is the source of this 744-nucleotide messenger RNA. RefSeq lists its product as uncharacterized. The transcript has 3 exons. The record is from RefSeq and is a predicted model, not a curated record. The coding region runs from base 1 to 744 and encodes 247 amino acids. Lineage: Eukaryota; Fungi; Ascomycota; Lecanoromycetes; Lecanorales; Ramalinaceae.
AUGUGUAUGAACGACAUUUCGAGGCUGGCACUAACCAAUCUUCGAGAUUAUCAAGAUAGCAGCUGGCUGAACAUCGACCAUCUCCCUGGCAGUGGCCUAAAGUUUAAGGACGGCAUAACUAAGGACAAUUUUGGAUCUGAUAGUGUUAAGGACGGUCGGGCUGAAGACGAUUCCCACGAGAUUAAGCAAUAUUUUGGUGUGGCUGAAGAUGGUCCUAGGGACGGGGAUGAAGUAGGACAUGGUAUGGAAGACGCCAUCGCGGACUCUGAGACGGAUGGCAUUGAUAUAGACGCCGAAGUGUCCUAUGGCAAGGAGGUUCACAGGGCUGGGCUUGGCGGCGACGCUGAAACUGACGCUGCAUUUCCAGAAGAGCAGAACCCGUCUGACACCCAAGCUCUUCAAGCUCCAGUGCACUCUCCUCGCGUGGCCCGCAGAUGUCGGGGUAGACCUUGCCGCAGCCGACCUGCGAUCGCAUUAGGGAAUACUACCUGGGAGGUUAUCAAGAUUGUGGGAGAUCAACAGUCAGGCGAGAGGCGGGUCCUCAAGGUUCAGGUUGAGGCAUGGUUGGCAGAAGAAGGUCUCUCCACUCUCCAUGACGCCAUCGCAAUACAUCGGGGCAAGCAGGGUCGUACGAGGGGCAAGAGGAAGACCAUAUAUGGGACACAAAGAAGGAGCGGGCGCCGAGGGAAGAAAAAGCCUCAAGCCACCGGCGUUGACAAUCUGCCAGAGCCUUGGAUCUCGUAG